Molecule: messenger RNA, 3328 nt
Organism: Oncorhynchus kisutch (coho salmon)
Lineage: Eukaryota; Metazoa; Chordata; Actinopteri; Salmoniformes; Salmonidae
Gene: dhx15
Product: DEAH (Asp-Glu-Ala-His) box helicase 15
Exons: 13
Coding region: 265-2361 (698 amino acids)
Cellular component (GO): spliceosomal complex; intracellular anatomical structure
Molecular function (GO): RNA binding; RNA helicase activity; ATP binding
Source: RefSeq, a predicted model, not a curated record
UUGUUUUCGUUUUUGAUGGGCACUGCAGUGCAGGAGUUUUUUUGGGGGGCUACAGCUAACGUCGCUCGCAUGCUAUCUAGCUAGAUAAAAUGUAAAUGGCGAAUUGACAAAACGUCCAGGGACGUGCAUCCGGCGGAAAAGUAUUCUAGCCUAGUUACGUUAGUUAGCUAGUCUUUUAAAAUAAACACGCAGUAUAAGCUAACAUAGCUAGGAAGCUCCUACACCAGGCUAACGUUACAGGACAGUGCAAAAGAUGCAUCAUACAUGCACGUGGGUAGCCUCCUGCGCGUGGCCAUAAGGCGAGACCGCGACAGGGACCGCGACGAGCGGUCGAAGGACAGGGACAGAGACCGGGAUGCCAAGCUCUCUGGCAUGGCCCUGAACCCGGCUGUUGGCAGCGCAGGCCUCUCCCACAAGCAGACGGCCAUGCAGCAGCAGAUCAACCCGUUCACCAACCUGCCCCACACGCCGCGUUACUACGAGAUCCUGAAGAAGAGGCUGCAGCUGCCAGUGUGGGAGUACAAGGAGCGCUUCAACUACAUCCUGGGACGCCACCAGAGUUUUGUGCUCGUCGGUGAGACGGGCUCAGGCAAGACCACGCAGAUCCCCCAGUGGUGUGUGGACAUGGUUAAGGGGUUGGGCGGACCUAAGAAGGCAGUGGCCUGUACCCAGCCCAGGAGGGUGGCAGCCAUGAGCGUGGCCCAGAGGGUGGCCGAUGAGAUGGACGUCAAGCUGGGCCAGGAGGUCGGUUACUCCAUUCGAUUCGAGGACUGCAGCUCGGCCAAGACCUUCCUCAAGUACAUGACAGACGGUAUGUUGCUGCGGGAGGCCAUGAACGACCCUCUGCUGGAGCGCUACGGCGUCGUCAUCCUGGACGAGGCCCACGAGAGAACGCUUGCCACAGACAUCCUCAUGGGCGUCCUCAAAGAGGUGGUCCGCCAGAGGUCAGACCUCAAGGUCAUCGUCAUGAGCGCCACGCUGGAUGCCGGCAAGUUCCAGGUGUACUUUGACAGCUGUCCGCUGCUAACCAUCCCGGGACGCACGCACCCGGUAGAGAUCUUCUACACGCCGGAACCCGAGAGGGACUACCUGGAGGCAGCCAUCCGCACCGUUAUCCAGAUCCACAUGUGUGAAGAGGAGGAGGGCGACUGUCUGCUCUUCCUCACUGGACAAGAGGAAAUCGACGAGGCCUGCAAGCGCAUCAAGAGGGACAUCGACGACCUGGGACACGACGCGGGGGACAUCAAAAUCAUCCCGUUGUACUCGACGCUGCCGCCCCAGCAGCAGCAAAGGAUCUUUGAGCCGCCACCACCCCGCAAGCCCAACGGAGCCAUCGGGAGGAAGGUCGUGGUUUCGACAAACAUCGCUGAGACAUCCCUGACCAUUGACGGUGUGGUGUUUGUAAUUGAUCCCGGAUUUGCCAAGCAAAAGGUGUAUAACCCUCGUAUCAGAGUGGAGUCCCUCCUGGUGACGGCCAUCAGCAAAGCCUCGGCCCAGCAGAGGGCGGGGCGCGCCGGGAGGACACGCCCAGGGAAGUGCUUCCGCCUCUACACAGAGAAGGCCUACAAGACCGAGAUGCAGGACAACACGUAUCCAGAGAUUUUGAGGUCCAACCUGGGUUCGGUCGUGCUGCAGCUCAAGAAGCUAGGUAUCGACGACUUGGUUCAUUUCGACUUCAUGGACCCACCAGCACCGGAAACCCUGAUGCGGGCCCUGGAGCUGCUCAACUACGUGGCGGCACUCAACGAUGACGGCGACUUGACGGAGCUAGGCUCCAUGAUGGCCGAGUUCCCCCUAGACCCGCAGCUAGCCAAGAUGGUGAUUGCCUCCUGCGAGUUCAACUGCUCCAAUGAGAUCCUGUCCAUCACAGCCAUGCUGUCAGACCAUGAGUCGACACAGUGGUGCUACGACAACUUUGUGAACUACAGGUCGCUGAUGUCGGCCGACAACGUGCGCCAGCAGCUGUCCCGGAUCAUGGACCGCUUCAGCCUGCCCCGCCGCAGCACAGAGUUCACCAGCAGAGACUACUACAUCAACAUUCGCAGAGCGCUGGUCACAGGAUUCUUCAUGCAGGUAGCCCAUUUGGAGCGUACAGGCCACUACCUGACUGUGAAGGACAACCAGGUGGUCCAGCUGCACCCCUCCACUGUGCUGGACCACAAGCCGGAGUGGGUGAUGUACAAUGAGUUUGUGCUGACCACCAAAAACUACAUCCGCACCUGCACCGACAUCAAACCAGAGUGGCUGGUGAAAAUCGCCCCGCAGUACUAUGAGAUGGGAAACUUCCCCAACUGUGAAGCCAAGAGACAGUUGGAGCGCAUCGUAGCUAAACUCUCAACCAAGGAAUACUCUCAGUACUAACACAAGUGUGUAUGAGAACAAUACCAUCACCUCCAGCACUAAGGGCAUCUGAACUCUUUAUCUGAGCACUCUUCAUUUUCUUCAAAAGCCUUUUCUUCUCAUUGGUUCAUAAUGUAUUCUUUUCAUACUUUUUGUUUGGGUCUUCCUUAUUUUGACCACCUGUAGUCAUUUGUGAUUAACAGGUGGUUGGCACUGCGGCCGAUCCGGGUAGGAGUUAGUGCUCAACACAGUUACUGCCAUUGACCAUGGUAAAGCAUGACCAUUUAUGUAGAUGUUGACAUUCCUUUUUAGAAAGUGUGAACUCUUACUGAAAUGUACUUAGGUAGAGACAUUCCAUGCUAAUUCAUUGAACCAACUUUGACUUCAAUUUAUGGAAAAAUACCAGAGUGGACGGUUUAGCACCCUCUGUCUUGCUUGUAUAGCUACCAGACUUUGGUGUUAUGUUAGGGGGAGGCGCUCAAUAGGUUGAAAUGUUAAAAACGUGAUUGUCUUGUGUUUUAUAUAUUGUUUUUGAGGUUGGAAUAAUACUGUGAAAAUGAUAAUGCCCUUUUAGUGUAAGAGCUGUUUGAAAAGAGCCUGACAUUUCAGUCUGUUUUGAUUGGAUGGACUUUUGUAAAUUAGUUGAUAGACCAAUAAGAAAGAGUUCCAAAGCUCUGCCAAUAACAGCUAGUUUUCUGUUUUCCCCUCGCCACUCAGACCACUUCCAGACAGUCCAAGCUAAGUUCUUGCUUGAGAAAUUGCUUUCUUUUUGACCAUUUUAAUUGAAAACCAUCACAGUAAGGUACUUAUUUAACAAGAAAGGUUCGAUAUUGAUAUAAAAACAGAUGCAUAGGGCCUUUAAUGUAUGUUAAUGGACACAAGGGCGAUCCCCUUGUGUGAACAAAUGUGAGAUUAUAGUGGUGUGCAGACUGGGAAAUCACCUGGUCAUCCAUUUUAAAUAACAUGAAUAAACUGUAAUAAUUUGUAA